Saccoglossus kowalevskii is the source of this 1401-nucleotide messenger RNA. Its product is annotated as transmembrane protein 117-like. The record is from RefSeq and is a predicted model, not a curated record. Lineage: Eukaryota; Metazoa; Hemichordata; Enteropneusta; Harrimaniidae. Gene Ontology annotation, biological process: intrinsic apoptotic signaling pathway in response to endoplasmic reticulum stress.
AUGGUGAAGGACUUUCGUUACUACUUCCAGCAUCCUUAUUUUCGUAUCUUCAUCGCUUACUUUGUGGUCUUCUGUAACUUCCUGAUCUUUGCUGAGGAUCCAGUUGCUCAUAGCCGCAAAAAAUGCAAUAUUCCAGUUGUUGGAAAUUGCUAUGUAUUUAUUAUAGAGUUAUACCCACCUAAUACUUGGUCCAUUGCCAAAAUUGCUCUGUGGAUCUUGGCUAUAUUUACUGGUAUGAUCAUUGGAAAGUUGGUUAUUCAUAGGUUUUUAUUUGGCCGGUUUAUGCGGUUGCGUAUGUUUCGCAAUGACCAAGGAUCCUGGAUGGUGAUGUUUUUAUCUGUAAUUGUAUUGCUGUUUUUAUUUUCCAUCUUACUGAAUAUAUUGUACCUUGCUGGUGGAGAUGCACUUCUGCCUUACAAGGUGACAGGUCUGAUGGGAAUUGAGAACCAAACCUUCAUGAAAGCUGCUGGUGGCACAUGGAUGGGAGAUUUUGUCACUGCUUGGAUGGUCACUGAUAUGAUGUUGCAAGAUAAACUAUAUCCUAAUUGGGCGAAACGACUACGUUCAUUUUGGCAGCGUGGUUACAAUCGUAUCAUUCUAUUCUGGGUGGUAUGGUUUUCAAUGACGCUGAUAGUGGUUCUUGUCAUCACUACUGACUGGGUUAACUGGGAUGAUAUUAAUAAUGAUUUUCUUGUUUCUAACGAAGUAUCUAGAGCCUACCUUGCAUCUAUGAUUCUGGUUUUUGAUUUGCUGAUUGUAAUGCAGGAUUGGGAUUUUCCUCAUUUUGAAUCUGCUAUAGAUAUUAAGUUACCAGGUUUGAACACAGCUGGUAUAGAUAUCAAGUUACCAGCAUGUCUUAGACGAGAUUCAUGGGAUGUACAUAUCACAGGUAAAUGGUUUAACUAUGGUAUCAUUUUCUUGGUUAUGAUAUUGGAUCUGAACAUGUGGAAAAAUCAAAUUUUUUAUUUACCAUAUGAUUUCGGACAAUACGUAGAUAAUAGCGACAAAGUAUGGACUGUAACAGAUAGCGAUUCAUUAACGUUUCAUAACGAUACUAUCUUAACCUACGAAUGGAGAAGAACGAACACCAAUCCUUUAACCAACAGAACAUACGCAACUGACGACUUCAGUACAAAUUCUCGAUUCUAUGAUUAUGCUUUAGCGAUUAAGGCCACUGCAUUUGUACCGUCAAUAGCUGGAUUUAUUACUUUUGGACUUUUGAUAUGGUGGUACGGGCGUUAUGCCCUGAAUCCAAAUGAUCCCAAUAAAGGACGACUGUUCAAAAGAAAAAAGAUGAAAAGAAAGAAUGAACAAGUUAUGUUAACGAAUGUCAAACGGUUAGACGCUAUUGACAGAGGUCUUGUAAAUGCAGCUGAUAUACAAAAAGAAAGUGGUGUGUGA